Molecule: messenger RNA, 1840 nt
Organism: Maniola jurtina (meadow brown)
Lineage: Eukaryota; Metazoa; Arthropoda; Insecta; Lepidoptera; Nymphalidae
Product: fatty acyl-CoA reductase 1-like
Exons: 14
Coding region: 228-1766 (512 amino acids)
Biological process (GO): long-chain fatty-acyl-CoA metabolic process
Cellular component (GO): peroxisome
Molecular function (GO): alcohol-forming very long-chain fatty acyl-CoA reductase (NADP+) activity
Source: RefSeq, a predicted model, not a curated record
UGCAACCCUAAAAAACUAUUGUAUCACAAAGUUGCAAGCCAACAGUUUCGUCUAGUUACCUACUCGUUGAGUGUGCUACGGGCUUAAUCAUAAUUAUUCGAAUUAAAGUGGAUCCAUAAUUAUUCCCUCUACAAAGUAGGCAGUUCCGAACAUUGCCUCGUGCUGAACUCCCGUGUUUCUACCAAAAGUGAUUUCUAAUAAUUCUGUGGCAUUGAGAAUCAUACAAAAUGACGUUUCUGGAAGACAGAGAUUUGGAAGAUGUUCCGACUAUACCGGAAUAUUACAAAGGAAAAACUAUCUUUAUGACUGGCGGGACAGGAUUUAUGGGGAAAGUGUUGUUGGAAAAGCUACUUUACUCAUGCACAGAUCUAGACAGAAUAUAUUUAUUGAUGCGGCCCAAGAAGGGAGUGCAGCCUGAAAAUAGACUGGCCGCUCUUUAUGCGUCCCCUUGUUACAAUCGUCUUCGUAAAGACCGUCCGGGGGCUUUCGAGUCCAAAGUGUUCUUCUUAGCAGGUGACUGCAGUGAAUUAGGAUUAGGUUUAUCGGAAGAAGACCGAGCACUGAUUGUGAAUCGCACACACAUUAUCUUCCACGUUGCUGCUAGCGUGAGAUUUGAUGAUCCACUAAAAACUUCUGCUAAAUUAAAUCUCCAAAGUACAAGAGAAAUGGUUGAAUUAGCUAAAGACGUGCGUAAUUUAGAGUGUAUGGUCCACGUGUCGACAUCGUACUCAAAUACGAACCGCGAUCCCAUAGAGGAGAUAUUGUACCCUCCUCUAGCAGACUGGAGAGAGACUCUAGAGAUUUGUGAGAACUUUGAUGACCGAACUGUGAAUAUUUUGACGCCCAAAUAUCUCGGAGAGAUGCCCAACACGUACGUAUUCACCAAGCAAUUGGCAGAACAUGUGGUUUAUGAACAGAAAGGAAAACUGCCUAUAGUCAUAAUUAGGCCCUCUGUUGUAAUAUCAAGCUACAGUGAACCAAUGCCUGGUUGGAUUGAAAACUUUAAUGGACCAGUCGGCCUUAUAGUCGCUAGUGGAAAAGGUAUUCUUCGAUCACUAUAUGCUAGUCCGGAUGUAACUGCUGACUAUAUACCAGUUGACGUGGCUAUAAGAGGUUUCAUUGCCGCCUCAUGGAUUCGAGGAACUAAGAAGCUUGAACCAUUUGAUGACAUUCCUGUGUACCACUGUUGUGCCAGCUCACUGAAUCAAGUAUCUUCACAUGAAAUAUUAAGUAUUGGUAAAGAAAUUGUCGCUUCGUAUCCGUUAGAUAAUAUGAUCUGGAGUAUCGGAGGCACAAUAACACCUUCUAAAUGGGUUUAUAAUUUUAAAGUACUAUUGCUACAUGUUCUACCGGCUAUUUUAAUCGACACUUUAUUGUGGAUAUUUGGAAAGAAAACAAUGGUGGUUAAAGUCCACCGCCGAAUAUAUUCAGCGAACUGUGCUUUGGAAUACUAUCUCACUCAGCAAUGGACAUUUACAAACAAAAAUUUCAUUAAUCUCCGUUCAAAGAUAAAGGAAGAGGAUGAGGCACAGUUCUAUUACGAAAUUGAGCGCAUCGACAGAUAUGAUUUCUACAAAAAUUCUUGUGUAGGUGCACGAAGAUAUUUAUUGAAAGAGAAGGAUGAAGACUUGCCAAAAGCUAGAGCUCAUUACAAGAGAAUCAUGUUCUUGGACAAGGUAGUCAAAUUUUUGUUCUACGGUAUUUUGCUUUGGUGGCUCAUACACAACAAUUUCGUCCGUAAUCUUAUUGAUAAAGUAUUGUAUUAAAAUGCUUAUGUUACAUUUUAUAGACGAUUAUACUUAAUGUGAUCAAUAAAUUAUAACAUUAUAUGCUAAAAGUA